AGGGCGACGGGAGCCAUCCAGAGCCGCUGGUACUCGGAAUUGGAGACGGCGAACCGGUGACCAGCGGCGGGCUUUGCCCGCUUCGGCCGUUCGCUCUGGGUUCCCACGAUGUUCUUCUACCUGAGCAAGAAAAUUUCCAUUCCCAAUAAUGUGAAGCUAAAAUGCAUAUCCUGGAACAAGGACCAAGGGUUCAUAGCGUGUGGUGGUGAAGAUGGAUUACUGAAAGUUUUGAAAUUAGAGACACAGACAGAUGAUGCAAAAUUGAGGGGUCUUGCUGCCCCUAGUAAUCUUUCUAUGAAUCAGACUCUUGAAGGUCAUAGUGGUUCUGUUCAAGUUGUAACAUGGAAUGAACAGUAUCAGAAAUUGACCACCAGUGAUCAAAAUGGGCUUAUCAUUGUCUGGAUGUUAUAUAAAGGCUCUUGGUAUGAGGAAAUGAUCAACAAUCGGAAUAAAUCAGUGGUUCGAAGUAUGAGUUGGAAUGCUGAUGGACAGAAGAUCUGCAUUGUGUAUGAAGAUGGGGCUGUGAUAGUGGGUUCAGUGGAUGGCAAUCGUAUUUGGGGAAAAGACCUGAAGGGUGUACAGUUGUGCCAUGUAGCAUGGUCAUCAGAUAGUAAAAUCUUACUUUUUGGAAUGGCAAAUGGUGAAAUACACAUUUAUGAUAAUCAAGGAAAUUUUAUAAUGAAAAUGAAGCUGAAAUGUUUGGUAAACGUCACUGGAGCAAUCAGCAUUGCGGGAAUUCAUUGGUACUAUGGCACAGAGGGCUAUGUGGAGCCCGAUUGCCCUUGCCUUGCUAUUUGUUUUGACAAUGGGAGAUGCCAAAUAAUGAAACACGAGAAUGACCAAAAUCCAGUUUUGAUUGAUACUGGCAUGUAUGUGGUCAGUGUCCAGUGGAACCAAACUGGCAGUGUGUUAGCCGUGGCAGGCUCUCAGAAAGCAGUCACUCAGGAUAAAGAUGUUAACACGGUGCAGUUUUACACUCCAUUUGGUGAGCAUUUGGGCACUUUGAAAGUUCCUGGAAAGCAGAUGUCUGCACUAUCUUGGGAAGGAGAUGGACUGAAAAUUGCACUAACUGUUGAUUCCUUUAUAUAUUUUGCGAACAUUCGGCCCGAUUAUAAGUGGGGCUAUUGUUCAAAUACUGUGGUGUAUGCAUAUACCAGACCAGAUCGUCCUGAGUACUGUGUUGUCUUUUGGGACACUAAAAACAAUGAGAAAUAUGUUAAAUAUGUGAAGAGUAUCAUUUCCAUUACCACUUGUGGCGAUUUCUGCAUUUUGGCUACAAAAGCUGAUGAAAGUCAUCCUCAGUUUGUGCUAGUUCUUUGUAAUUCUAUUGGCACACCCUUGGAUCCCAAAUACAUUGAUAUUGUGCCCUUAUUUGUUGCAAUGACCAAAACUCACGUGAUAGCAGCUUCGAAAGAAGCAUUUUAUAUUUGGCAAUAUCGUGUGGCAAAGAAGCUCACAGCACUGGAAAUUAAUCAGAUAACGCGAUCCCGGAAAGAAGGAAGAGAAAGAAUUUAUCAUGUUGAUGAUACUCCUUCUGGAUCAGUGGAUGGGGUCCUUGAUUAUAGCAAAGCCAUUCAAGGCACAAGAGAUCCAAUUUGUGCCAUAACUGCAUCUGAUAAGACACUCAUUGUGGGUCGUGAGUCUGGCACCAUUCAGAGAUACAGUCUUCCUAAUGUUGGUUUGAUUCAAAAAUAUUCCCUUAAUUGUCGAGCCUACCAGUUAUCCUUAAAUUGCAACUCUAGUCGUCUUGCUAUCAUAGACAUCUCAGGAGUUCUAGUGUUCUUUGACUUGGACACUCGGGUAACAGACAGUACAGGACAGCAAGUAGUCGGCGAGCUGUUAAAAUUGGAGAGGAAAGAUGUCUGGGAUAUGAAGUGGGCCAAGGAUAAUCCUGAUUUGUUUGCAAUGAUGGAGAAGACAAGAAUGUAUGUUUUCAGAAACUUGGAUCCUGAGGAACCCAUUCAGACCUCUGGAUAUAUUUGUAACUUUGAGGAUUUAGAAAUCAAAUCUGUCCUGUUGGAUGAGAUAUUAAAGAAUCCAGAACAUCCAAACAAGGAUUAUAUAAUUAACUUUGAGAUUCGGUCUCUUCGAGAUAGUCGAGCAUUAAUUGAGAAGGUUGGAAUUGAAGAUGCAUCUCAGUUCAUAGAGGACAAUCCACACCCCCGACUUUGGCGAUUACUGGCUGAAGCAGCUCUUCAGAAACUGGAUUUGCCCACUGCAGAGCAAGCAUUUGUGCGCUGCAAAGAUUACCAAGGCAUUAAGUUUGUGAAGCGCCUGGGAAAUCUGCAGAGUGAGUCAAUGAAGCAGGCGGAAGUGGUGGCCUACUUUGGUAGGUUUGAAGAGGCUGAAAGAAUGUAUCUUGAUAUGGACAGAAGAGAUCUCGCUAUUGGCCUCCGACUGAAAUUAGGAGAUUGGUUUAGAGUACUCCAGCUCUUGAAAACUGGAUCUGGUGAUGCAGAUGACAGUCUCCUUGAACAAGCCCACAGUGCCAUUGGAGACUACUUUGCUGAUCGACAAAAGUGGUUGAAUGCUGUACAAUAUUAUGUACAAGGCCGGAACCAGGAACGCUUAGCUGAAUGUUAUUUUAUGUUAGAAGAUUAUGAGGGAUUGGAGAAUCUUGUCAAUUCACUUCCGGAAAACCACAAGUUGCUUCCAGAAAUAGCACAAAUGUUUCAGAGAGUUGGAAUGUGUGAACAAGCAGUGACUGCGUUUUUGAAAUGUAAUCAACCAAAGGCAGCUGUAGAUACCUGCAUACAUCUGAACCAAUGGAACAAAGCUGUUGAAUUAGCUAAAAGCCAUAAUAUGAAAGAAAUUGGAUCUCUAUUAGCUAGGUAUGCAUCUCACUUACUGGAAAAGAAUAAAAUUCUUGAUGCUAUAGAACUUUAUCGGAAAGCCAGUUUCUUUUUUGAUGCUGCUAAACUGAUGUUUAAGAUUGCCGAUGAAGAGGCAAAGAAAGGAAGUAAACCUUUACGUGUGAAGAAGCUCUAUGUACUGUCAGCCUUACUUAUAGAGCAGUACCAUGAGCAGAUGAAGAGUGCCCAGCGAGGAAAAGUGAAAGGGAAGAAUUCAGAGGCCACUUCUGCUUUGGCUGGUUUGCUGGAAGAGGAAGUUCUGUCUACAACUAGUCGCUUCACAGACAAUGCCUGGAGAGGGGCUGAGGCUUACCACUUCUUUAUCCUUGCGCAAAGGCAGCUCUACGAGGGCUAUGUUGACACUGCACUGAAGACAGCUCUUCACCUGAGAGACUAUGAAGACAUCAUCCCUGCAGUUGAGAUAUACUCUCUGUUAGCACUCUGUGCGUGUGCCAGUAGAGCUUUUGGUACUUGUUCCAAAGCUUUCAUUAAACUUGAAUCAUUAGAGACUCUCAGUUCGGAACAGAAACAGCAAUAUGAAGACCUCGCUCUAGAAAUCUUCACCAAACAUAAUCCAAAAGAUAACAGAAAAUCAGAACUGGACAGCCUUCUUGAAGGGGGAGAAGGGAAAUUGCCAACAUGCGUUGCCACAGGAAGCCCAAUCACUGAGUAUCAGUUCUGGAUGUGUGCUGUGUGCAAGCACUGUGUUCUUGCUCAGGAAAUCAGCAACUACAACUUCUGUCCCUUAUGCCAUAGUUCAGUGGGAUAACAGAAAGACGAAUGUAUAUAAUUUUAAAAAUACAUGUAACAUAUAAAGCUCUAACUGUAUAUAUAAAAUAAGGUUUCUUUUCUAUAAGUUUUAUAUGAAAAUAAGCUUCAUUUUUUUAUAGUUGGAUUUUUGUACAAAAUUUAUGUAAUAAAAUAGCUUUUAUGCAGAGGUACAACUGUGAAAUAAUAAGGUUAACUUUCAUGUAAAACUUAUGCAAGUCAGUCUUAUUUUUUUCCUAUCUCUAUUGCUAUCAUUUAUUUAUCUCAUGGUUGGUUACAUGAUCCUAUGGCAACAUUCCAAAUAAGAAAUAUUUUUUCUCCCCAUGCCAA
Marmota flaviventris (yellow-bellied marmot) is the source of this 3950-nucleotide messenger RNA. It is a transcript of the gene Wdr35, whose product is annotated as WD repeat domain 35. Lineage: Eukaryota; Metazoa; Chordata; Mammalia; Rodentia; Sciuridae. Gene Ontology annotation, molecular function: protein binding. Gene Ontology annotation, cellular component: non-motile cilium; intraciliary transport particle A. The record is from RefSeq and is a predicted model, not a curated record. Gene Ontology annotation, biological process: protein localization to cilium; intraciliary retrograde transport; non-motile cilium assembly.